Myodes glareolus (Bank vole) is the source of this 4246-nucleotide messenger RNA. The record is from RefSeq and is a predicted model, not a curated record. Lineage: Eukaryota; Metazoa; Chordata; Mammalia; Rodentia; Cricetidae.
GGAAUCAAGCACCAAUGGUGUGCUGGGGGUAACUUUGAAAAGUAGUUCUGGAACGUGGAAAACCCACGGAAACAGCCUCCCCCUAUGAAUCAAUUACAGCCAAUCUUUUCCUCCCCACCCCGACACUAGGAGCAGGUGCACUUUUCCUUCUUGGUUCUUCAAUACGACCAUAGAUAAUAUAGUCUGGGUCGGGUUCUUCAAUACGACCAUAGAUAAUAUAGUCUGGGUCGGGGGAAUGAGAGGAAAUAAGGAACGUGAUUUGGAGUCACCUGGGUCCAGGAAAGCUCCCGGUUCCGAGCAUGGGUGGCUUAGGUUCCAGGAUCUGACCAUAAGUUGUAGUUCGCUCUUGCACCCUAGUAGCCAGCAAGGCAUAUUUAAAAGCAAAUGUCUCCCUCCCCGGUCUUGGGAACUACCAAGUCUAGCAGAGAUUCAGGAGUGAAGGCGUUAAUCUUCGUUUUCACCAGUUACCCCCACUCAAGAUGCCAGCCAAAUAGGUCUCGCGAGAAUAAGAAAAGAAGGUAAGGCUUUUUGUUAACCCCGCCUCCUGCUCAAUCUGUUCCCAAGCAACGACGCCACCAAGCUGCACUGAGCCGGCUGGUCUGGGAACUGGCAGCCUUAGGCGAUCACAGGUCCUCCCGGAGCUAGGUCGGCUUCUCCAGGAGCCCGCCUCCUGCCAUGCAAAUGCUUCAUUGGUCCAGCCUGCCUCCAGGUGAGGGCUGACGCGCGGGUGGGCGGAGCCAAACGGAGCACGUGAUUUGCCCCCACCCCGGGAGCUGGGACUUGAGUCAGUCUGCCAGGCGUCUCCUGAAGAACUACCAUGUCUGGGAAUAGUUCAUCUUCCACAGAACACAGAAGCAGCAGCAGCAGUAAAUCUCACACCUCAAACCUUCGGAAGGCGGAGAAGAAAUGCUCAUGGGCUUCCUACAUGACCAACUCUCCAACCCUCAUUGUUAUGAUUGGUUUGCCAGCCCGGGGUAAAACUUACGUGUCCAAGAAACUAACACGCUACCUCAACUGGAUUGGGGUACCCACCAAAGUGUUUAAUCUUGGGGUCUAUCGGCGUGAGGCAGUCAAGUCCUAUAAGUCUUAUGACUUCUUUCGUCAUGACAAUGAAGAGGCUAUGAAGAUCCGCAAACAGUGUGCUCUGGUAGCACUGGAAGAUGUUAAGGCCUAUUUUACUAAAGAGAGUGGGCAGAUUGCGGUGUUUGAUGCUACCAAUACCACUCGGGAGAGGAGGGACAUGAUUUUGAAUUUUGCUGAGCAGAAUGCCUUCAAGGUAUUCUUUGUGGAAUCUGUCUGUGAUGACCCUGACGUCAUUGCUGCCAAUAUUCUGGAGGUAAAGGUGUCAAGCCCUGACUACCCUGAAAGGAAUAGGGAGAAUGUGAUGGAGGACUUCCUGAAGAGAAUCGAGUGCUACAAAGUCACUUACCAGCCCCUUGAUCCAGACAAUUAUGAUAAGGAUCUGUCUUUCAUCAAGGUGAUAAAUGUAGGCCAGAGAUUUCUGGUCAACAGAGUCCAGGACUACAUCCAGAGUAAAAUUGUCUACUACCUUAUGAAUAUCCAUGUGCAGCCUCGCACCAUCUACCUUUGCCGGCAUGGAGAAAGUGACUUCAAUCUUUUGGGAAAGAUUGGGGGUGACUCUGGUCUUUCACCUCGAGGCAAGCAGUUUGCUCAGGCUCUGAAGAAGUUUCUGGAGGAGCAGGAGAUCCAGGAUCUGAAGGUGUGGACGAGCCAGUUGAAGAGGACCAUCCAGACUGCCGAGUGCCUUGGGGUGACCUACGAGCAGUGGAAGAUCCUGAAUGAGAUCGACGCUGGCGUGUGUGAGGAGAUGACAUAUGCAGAGAUUGAGAAACAGUACCCAGAGGAAUUUGCACUUCGAGAUCAAGAGAAGUACCUGUAUCGAUAUCCUGGUGGGGAGUCAUACCAGGACUUGGUGCAGCGACUCGAGCCUGUCAUCAUGGAGCUGGAGCGUCAGGGCAACAUCCUCGUCAUCUCCCACCAGGCUGUCAUGCGCUGCCUCCUGGCCUACUUCUUGGAUAAAGGAGCAGAUGAAUUACCAUACUUGAGGUGUCCUCUCCACACCAUCUUCAAACUUACUCCUGUGGCCUAUGGUUGCAAAGUGGAAACAGUUCAACUCAAUGUGGAGGCUGUGGACACACAUCGUGAUAAACCAACUCACAACUUCCCCAAGAGCCAAACCCCUGUAAGGAUGAGAAGGAACAGCUUUACGCCUCUGUCCAGUUCGAACACAAUAAGGCGUCCAAGAAAUUACAGUGUUGGGAGCCGGCCCCUCAAGCCCCUCAGCCCUCUCCGUGCCCUGGACAUGCAAGAAGGGGCGGACCAGCCGAAGACCCAAGAAGUACAGGAUGUGCUGACUGAGCCUAGACGCCCCUCAAUGGCAUCCCUCACACUGCUGUCCUGAUGUGUGAGGCUGAGGCCAGACCUCUCCGAGGAACUGGAUCCACUAAAGAGCCUGGGAUGCCAGCGACACUGAGGCUAGAACAGGAAAUUAAGUGGGAGUGUCUCAUUUGAGGCUACCGAAAAUGAGGCCUGGAAAACCUUCACCAUGUUUCUUCCCCUCAUGCGUAACAGGAUUACUACUACGCUGUGCCUCAGAACUCUUUAGAAGCCUGAAUGAGUUAACUCUUAAUCUCUUUUGACCCAAGUUUGCAAAUGCCAUUUUACUUAGGCAUUUAAUAGUCUACCUAGGAUCGCCUGCAUCCUUAGCUGGAGACUUGCCUGACAUGCGAAUGCACUGCUUUAGAACUGGUUUCUAGGUGAUGAUGAACUUCAGGAAGACCCUUUUGCUCAGUGAGAGCAUGCGUGGGAGGCGGGUGAGCAGGCUGACGUGCAAUAUAAGUACUAGCGGUUCCCUCUUGCCAUGUGAGGAGAGACAGGUGACCAGGUAAAUAGAGGCUGUCAGGACCUGGGCUCUGAAGUGCCUCUUCUCUGGUGACAGAAGAGUAGUAUCCAUGGCUCCCUUUUUAUUUAGAGAAGUUUUUCCUGCUCCAUAUUCUGUGCAGGGUCUGGCUGCCAGGCUUCCCCUAAGGGGACCAGGCUUCAUGUUCUCUACUGUUUCCUCUCCGAGGCUUGUGCCUCACAUGCCCAGAGAGGACUGGUUCCGUGCCUCCUGAGGGGUCGGGGUCGGGAAUGAAGGCUAGAUGGGACCACCUCUAUCCCACUGGGAACUAAAGAUGCCUUCUUCAUAAUAAGUUACACUGGGGAUUUUUUUUUUUUAAAUUUCAAAAUGGGCAGAGGCAGACAUGGUCUGUCUCAUUGAUGUGGUCUCUGGGAAAGCUGUGGCCAUGACUGCAAGAGCAGUGUCCUGUGAUGGAUGCCUCUGUUCUGGCUGUCACUACUGUGAUCAGCUGGUCUCCCGUGAUCCUUGACAGAUGCAGCAUGGCCUCUGUUCCGUGAGUGGAUUCCAAACGAAUCCAGUUGCAGUAACUAGAUCACUGUCAAACGUAGACACACUGUCACUCCAAAUGCACUUCUGUUAUUUAUUCCUGAAGAACAAUGCAGAAGCCACCGUGUAUUGUACCUUCCAGAUAGAAUCUAGUGUAUUGUCAUUUUAUUUUUGUUUGUUUCCUUUUCACUUGAAAUGCUCACUUGUUGGGCAGAGAAAUAGUAUAGCAAGAGAAGUCCUGAAACGCAGCUUUUUCUACAUGGUUUUUUUUUUUUUUUUUUAUACUGUGGACAGUACUGGAGACGGUUACCCGGUUACCCGAGUAGGAUGGGAACUGCAGGCAGUUCAGUGUCUCCCAACUUGCAGCUUGCUUUAUAUGCGCAUCACCUGCAGGGAGGCCCCAUCUCUGCUUGGUGUAGGCAGUUUUCCCCCUGCUUGCAGCAGGUAGGAUAAGGGCUGCCUUCUGCAUUGAAGUACACUCCUUUCUGAUGAUCAGAUGGUAUUUUUAUGCAGGUAUUUAUUGUGUGUGAGGAUUUUGCAUGUAUUUAAUCAGAAUGUCAUGUAUAUUCUGUGUUCUGCUAGCUGUGUAGGUGGCUUGAAUCCUAAGCCUAUGUCCGUAGUAUUACCUGAAGUUAGAUUUGUGGAGCAUAAGUGCUGAUGUGUGUUAAAGAAUGAUAAUUAUGUUACGACAGUGCAUCUUUAAAUUUUUCAUUGGUUUUAUUAUAAACCAAGAAAUGUAUUUCUCUGGAGAAAAGUUCUCUCUUGGAUAGUAAAACCAUGAUGAAAUGUCUGAGUUACAUAAACUGCUUUUGUAAUAAAAUAAAGUUAUUUUUAAUUAAA